This is a messenger RNA of Exaiptasia diaphana, 738 nucleotides long. RefSeq lists its product as uncharacterized. The transcript has a single exon. Lineage: Eukaryota; Metazoa; Cnidaria; Anthozoa; Actiniaria; Aiptasiidae. The record is from RefSeq and is a predicted model, not a curated record. Bases 1 to 738 code for a protein of 245 amino acids.
AUGACACUUAUGAAAUUGAGACUUGGCCUUCUAGAAGAUGAUCUUGCCUUUAGGUUUAAAGUUUCCCAGUCACUUGUAUCAGAAACAGUCUCGACGUGGUUGAGAUUUUUCGCAAAGGAGUUAGACUGGUUGAUUAUGUGGCCAAGUAAAGGCCAGGUAAUGCUUGAAUUACCAGACUCUUUUAGAAGGCUUUACCCUAAAGUACGUUGUGUCAUUGAUUGCUCAGAGGUUUUUACUGAAACCCCAAGUGCUUUAGACAUCCAGGCAGCUCUUUGGUCGGAGUACAAGCAUCAUUGUACAAUAAAGUUCCUGGUUGCUAUAACAGCAAAUGGUGCCCCAUCUUAUGUAUCACCAUGCUAUGUUGGCAGAGCAACUGACAAAUUUAUUGUAAGGGAUUGUGGUUUUUUAAAUUUUGUGGAACCUUAUGAUCAGAUCAUGGCCGACAGAGGCUUCAAGAUCAGAGAGGAAUUGUUACUACGUCAUUCAGCUUUGUGUAUUCCACCAAGCACAAGUGCUGGAAUGCAAAUGGCUGCAGCUGAAGUAAAAGAAACUUCACGUAUAGCAAAUGUCAGAAUAUAUGUAGAACAAGCAAUUGGAAGGCUGAAACAAUUCCGUAUCUUGAAGAACAUUUUACCAGUUAGCUACCUAACUUUAUGUGAUGACAGUCAAAGUUGUGUGUUCACUUACAGCUUUAAAAGACCCACUGUGUCAAUGAAAGAUAACUGGCUGGCCAGUUGA